Molecule: messenger RNA, 12801 nt
Organism: Suncus etruscus (white-toothed pygmy shrew)
Lineage: Eukaryota; Metazoa; Chordata; Mammalia; Eulipotyphla; Soricidae
Gene: DNAH1
Product: dynein axonemal heavy chain 1
Biological process (GO): microtubule-based movement
Cellular component (GO): dynein complex
Molecular function (GO): minus-end-directed microtubule motor activity; dynein intermediate chain binding; ATP binding
Source: RefSeq, a predicted model, not a curated record
AUGAAGCGCAGCUGGAAGCAGGCUGAGAGAGAAGAUAAGGCCCCCCAGGGGCAGGAAAGUCAAGAGCAGAGUCUGAGGAACUAUCACGACCCCGAUUUUGUGGCAGAGACGACUUCUUCAAUCCCUGACUCCAGACCCCCACCUUUCCCUCUGCCCCUGCCCGUACCCCCAGUCAUUCCCUCAGACUUGGCACAACCCCGGAAGUUGCCCCUGAUGGGCCAUGAUAAGAAUUAUCCUCUGAUGAAGCAGCGUGGGUUCUACUCUGAUAUCCUCACCCCAGGAUCCUUGGAACAACUUGGGGAAGUAUCCCGUGGCCCCUCCAUGAGACAGGGCCUCCUUCGAGUAGCCGACCUCAACAAGUUCACCCCUAAAGUCAACACCUUUGAGAUUCCUGAGGACUUUGAGGAUAUCCUGGUGAAGCAGCGAGUGGGGGCCACCACCCAGCUGCUCACUGACACCGACUUCCCACUGCAGUCCUAUGAGCCCAAGGUGCAAGUGCCUUUCUUGGUGCUGGCUGGCCAGUGUCCCCGCAAAAUUGAGAUCGAGAGGAGGAAGCAGUUGUACAUGAGCCUGGACAUCGAGAAACUGCUGGCUGCAGAAGGAAUUGACUCCAACAAACUCAUGCCCAGGCACCCAGACCCCCAAAACCCCCAGACUAUUGAGCAGGGCCACGAUCCACUCUUCCCCAUCUAUCUACCACUGAAGGUAUUUGAUAAUGAGGAGUUUGACUGCCGAACUCCCAGCGAGUGGCUCAAUAUGGGCUUGGAACCGUGGUCUCAGGACAGAAAACCUGUGCCCGGAAAAGCCCUCCUUCCCACAGACGACAUCCUGGGGCACGAGGACCCCAAGAAUCUCGAGCUGAAGUAUGAAUGGUGCCAAGUUGGGGUCUUAGACUAUGACCCAGAGAAGAAGCUCUACCUCGUGCAUAAGACGGAUGACUACGGCUUGGUGCGGGACGAGGAUGGGGACCCCAUCCUGAAUGGCGGAAUGACGCCUCAAGGACGGAUGCCCCUCAUGGCCUGCCAGUACUGGGUGCCACGGAUCCAGCUGCUCUUCUGUGCCGAGGACCCCCGGGUGUUCACGCAGCGCGUGGUGCAGGCCAACGCCUUGCGCAAGGACACGGAGGCGCUGCUGCUGUACAACCUGUACGGGACCUGCUUGCCCUGCGAUGGCCAGCGCGUCCUCGACGAGCAGAGCCAGAACAAGAUCAAGCAGUGCAUGUGCACCCCCCGGAUGCGCAAAGGACCCUUGGUACUGGAGCACCUCAACAAUCUCUCCAAAGAAGUGAUCCUGGAUUAUGAGCGCAGCAUGAACAAGAUCAAUUUUGACCGAAUUGUUUCCUCCAAGCCUGAAACAUUCUUUUACGUGACCCUGCCGAAGAAGGAGGAGGAGAAGGUACCUAAGCAAGGGCUAGUGAGUGUUCCCAAGUAUCCCUUUCGGGAGCAGAAGGAGGAUUUCACUUUCGUGUCCCUGCUUACGCGUUUGGAAGUCAUCAUGGCCCUCAACAAGGUGCGGGCCGAAUGCAACAAGGUGACAGCCAUGACCCUGUUCCACUCGAGCCUUUCCAAGUCCAGCCGCCUGGAGGAGUUCGAGCAGAUCCAGUCCCAGACCUUCACCCAGGUGCAGAUGUUCCUUAAGGACACCUGGAUCAGCACGCUCAAGGUGGCCAUGCGCAGCAGCCUGCGUGACAUGAGCAAGGGCUGGUACAACCUGUACGAGACCAACUGGGAGGUGUACCUCAUGUCGAAGCUGCGCAAGCUGAAUGAGCUCAUCAAGUACAUGUUGCAGGACACGCUGCGCUUCCUGGUUCAGGACUCGCUCAGCAGCUUCUCCCAGUUCAUCAGCGACGCCUGCUACAGCGUGCUCGACUGCCCCGAUAACAUGGUCUGGGGCGAGGACUUAAUCAAUAGCCCCUACAGGCCACGUAAGAACCCCCUCUUCAUCGUGGACCUGGUGCUAGACUCUACUGGGGUGCACUACAGCACCCCGCUGGAGCAGUUUGAGACCUCUUUGCUAAAUCUCUUUGACAAGGGCAUCCUGGCCACGCAUGCGGUGCCCCAUCUGGAGAAGCUAGUGAUGGAGGACAUCUUCAUCAGUGGCAACCCCUUGCUGGAGUCCGUGGGACUCCACGAGCCUCUGGUGGAGGAGUUCCGGGCCACCAUAGCCAACGCCAUUCGCAAGGCCAUGAUCCCGCUGCAGGCCUACGCCAAGGAGUACCAGAAGUACCUGGAGCUGAACAACACCGACAUCCAGACCUUCCUCAAGGCCUUCCAGUCGAAAAACCUGUCUGCUGAGGUGGUUCGGGAGGUGGUGGUCACCCAUCUGCAGGAGAAAGAGAUCCUGGACAGCUCACUGCCCAGCAGCCUUGUGAUCGGGCCCUUCUACAUCAAUGUGGACAACGUCAAGCAGAGCCUGUCCAGGAAGCGCAAGACCCUGGCCACCUCCCUGCUCGACAUCCUGGCUAAGAACCUGCACCUGGAGGUGGAGAGUAUCUGCGAGAAUUUCCGCAGCAUCAGCCGCAAGAUCUACGAUAAGCCCAACAGCAUCGAGGAGCUGGCUGAACUUCGUGAUUGGAUGAAGGGCAUCCCCGAGAAGUUGGUGGGGCUGGAGGAGCGUAUUGUGAAGGUCAUGGAUGACUACCAAGUCUUGGAUGAAUUCUUCUAUAGCCUGAGCAUGGAUGACUUCAAUGACAAAUGGGCCGCCAGCAACUGGCCUGCCAAGCUCCUUGCACAGAUGGAGCUAGUGUAUCAGCAACAUGCGGAGGAAGAGGAGAAAUUCCGCAAAAUCCAGCUCAUGGAUCAGAACAACUUCCAGGAGAAGCUGGAAGGACUGCAGCUGGUGGUGGCUGGCUUCUCCAUGCAUGUGGACAUCACACGAGCCCAUGAGAUCGCCAAUGAGGCGCGGCGGGUGAAGAAACAGCUGAAGGACUGCCAGCACCUGGCCAUGCUCUACAAUAACCGCGAGCGUAUCUUCGGCCUGCCCAUCACCAACUACGACAAGCUCUCCAGGAUGGUGAAGGAUUUCCAGCCCUAUCUGGACCUCUGGACCACAGCCUCCGACUGGCUGCGUUGGUCUGAGAGCUGGAUGAACGACCCCCUGUCGGCCAUCGACUCCGAACAGCUGGAGAAGAAUGUCAUCGAGUCCUUCAAGACCAUGCACAAGUGUGUGAAGCAAUUCAAGGACAUCACAGCCUGCCAGGAGGUGGCCCUGGACAUCCGCUCGCGCAUCGAGGAGUUCAAGCCGUACAUCCCGCUGAUCCAGGGGCUGCGGAACCCGGGUAUGCGCAACCGCCAUUGGGAUGACUUGUCAAACGAGAUCAACAUCAAUGUUAGGCCCAAGGCCAACCUGACCUUCUCCCGCUGCUUGGAGAUGAACCUGCAGGACCACAUCGAGAGCAUCAGCAAGGUGGCUGAAGUGGCCGGCAAGGAGUAUGCCAUCGAGCAGGCCUUGGACAAAAUGGAGAAGGAGUGGUCAACCAUCCUGUUCAAUGUGUUGCCCUACAAGGAGACGGAGACCUACAUCCUCAAGAGCCCGGAUGAAGCAUCCCAGCUGCUAGAUGACCACAUUGUCAUGACCCAGAGCAUGUCUUUCUCGCCUUACAAGAAGCCUUUUGAGCAGCGUAUCAACUCCUGGGAGAAUAAGCUGAAGCUGACCCAGGAGGUGCUGGAGGAGUGGCUGAACUGCCAGCGGUCCUGGCUCUACUUGGAGCCCAUCUUCAGCUCUGAGGACAUCAACCGGCAGCUGCCUGUGGAGAGCAAGCGCUACCAGACCAUGGAGCGGAUCUGGAGGAAGAUCAUGAAGAACGUCAAUGAGAACCGAGAGGUGAUCAAUGUGUGUUCAGACCAGAGGCUGCUGGACAGCCUGCGGGACUGCAACAAGUUGCUGGACCUGGUCCAGAAGGGCCUCAGCGAGUACUUGGAGACCAAGCGAAGUGCCUUCCCCAGAUUCUACUUCCUGUCAGAUGAUGAACUUCUGGAGAUCUUGUCCCAGACAAAGGACCCCACAGCUGUGCAGCCCCAUCUGCGAAAGUGCUUCGAGAACAUCAACCGGCUGCUGUUCCAGGAGGACCUGGAGAUCACACACAUGUACUCGGCUGAAGGGGAGGAAGUGAAGCUGUCCGCGUCCAUCUACCCAUCCCGCAACGUGGAGGAUUGGCUGCGGGAGGUGGAGCACAGCAUGAAGAACAGCCUGAGGGACAUCAUUGAGAGGGCCAUCAAGGCCUACCCCACGAUGCUGAGGACCGAGUGGGUUCUCAACUGGCCAGGCCAGGUGACCAUUGCUGGAUGCCAAACCUUUUGGACCUUGGAGGUGUCAGAAGCCCUGGAGAUCGGCAACCUCAGUACCAAGCUGUUUCCUCAACUGAGCGAUCAGCUCAGCGACCUGGUGGCUCUGAUCCGGGGGAAGCUGUCCCACAUGCAGCGGGCUGUGCUGUCGGCACUGAUUGUCAUUGAGGUACAUGCCAAGGACGUGGUGAACAAGCUGAUUAUGGAGGAAGUGGUCAGCGUGAACGACUUUGAGUGGAUUUCACAGCUGAGGUACUAUUGGACAAACAACAACCUGUAUAUCCGGGCCGUGAACGCUGAGUUCAUCUAUGGCUACGAGUACCUUGGAAAUACUGGGAGGCUGGUAAUCACACCCUUGACUGACAGAUGCUACCUGACCCUGACUGGGGCUCUUCACCUCAAGUUUGGGGGUGCCCCAGCUGGCCCAGCAGGCACAGGCAAAACUGAGACCACCAAAGACCUGGGCAAGGCCUUGGCCAUCCAAACCGUCGUGUUCAACUGCUCUGACCAACUCGAUUUCAUGGCCAUGGGCAAGUUCUUCAAGGGUCUGGCCAGUGCAGGGGCCUGGGCCUGCUUUGACGAGUUCAACCGCAUCGACAUCGAGGUACUGUCAGUGGUGGCACAGCAGAUCACCACCAUCCAGAAGGCACAGCAGCAGCGGGUGGAGCGUUUCAUGUUUGAGGGUGUGGAGAUCCCCCUCGUGCCUUCCUGCGCAGUUUUUAUCACCAUGAAUCCGGGCUACGCGGGCCGCACCGAGUUGCCUGACAACUUGAAGGCACUCUUCCGGCCCGUGGCCAUGAUGGUUCCAGAUUAUGCCAUGAUCGCGGAGAUCUCCCUCUACUCCUUUGGCUUCAACGAGGCCAAGGUGCUAGCCAAGAAGAUCACAACCACGUUCAAGCUGUCCUCAGAGCAGCUUAGCUCCCAGGAUCACUAUGACUUUGGGAUGAGGGCCGUGAAAACUGUCAUCUCCGCUGCUGGCAACCUUAAGAGAGAGAACCCCAACAUGAAUGAAGAGUUGAUCUGCCUCCGGGCCAUCCGAGACGUGAACGUGCCCAAGUUCCUGCAGGAGGACCUCAAGCUCUUCUCUGGGAUCGUAUCUGACCUGUUCCCCACCAUCAAGGAGGAGGAGACAGACUACGGCAUCCUGGACAAAGCCAUCCGCAAGGCCUGCGAGAAGAACAACCUCAAGGAAGUGGACGGUUUCUUGUGUAAGUGCAUUCAGCUCUAUGAAACCACGGUGGUGCGACAUGGUCUCAUGCUUGUUGGGCCCACGGGCUCUGGCAAAAGUAAUUGUUAUAGAGUGCUGGCGGACGCCUUGACCUCGCUGAAAGGGCAGCCGUCCAUCAGUGGUGGCGUGUACGAGGCCGUCAGCUACUUUGUGGUCAACCCCAAGUCCAUCACCAUGGGCCAGCUGUAUGGGGAGUUUGACCUGCUCACCCACGAGUGGACUGAUGGAAUCUUCUCUUCCCUGAUCCGGGCGGGGGCCAUUGCCUCUGACAACAACAAGAAGUGGUACAUGUUCGAUGGGCCUGUGGAUGCCGUGUGGAUUGAGAACAUGAACACGGUGCUGGAUGACAACAAGAAGCUGUGCCUCAGCUCCGGGGAGAUCAUCAAGCUCACUGAGGCGAUGACCAUGAUGUUUGAGGUUCAGGAUCUGGCAGUGGCCUCGCCCGCCACUGUCUCACGCUGUGGCAUGGUGUACCUGGAGCCAAGCAUUCUGGGGCUCAUGCCCUUUGUCGAGUGCUGGCUGAAGAAGCUGCCUACCUUACUCAAGCCCCACGAGGAGAUGUUCAAGGUCCUCUUUGUCACCUUUCUUGAGGAUUCCAUCACGUUUGUCCGCUCCUCGGUGAAAGAAGUGAUUGCCUCCACCAAUAGCAGCCUUGUCAUGAGCCUCCUCAAGCUCCUGGACUGUUUCUUCAAGCCCUUUCUGCCGAAGGAGGGUCACAAGAAGAUUGUCUCGGAGAAAUUGAACCGAAUCUCGGAGCUGAUUGAACCCUGGUUCAUCUUCGCUCUGGUCUGGAGCAUAGGCGCCACCUGUGACAACUACAGUCGCUGGGCUUUUAGCCAAUGGCUCAGGAUCAAAAUGGACAUGGAAAACCUGGCUCUGCCCUUCCCAGAGGAGGGGCUGGUAUACGACUACAGGCUGGAUGAUGCUGGCAUCAGCAACUUGAAUGAAGAGGAAGAUGAAGAUGAGGAUGUCAAGCAGGCCAGCUGGGUGAAAUGGAUGAACACGUCAACACCCUUCACCAUGAUGCCUGACACCAACUACUGCGACAUCAUCGUCCCCACCAUGGACACCAUUCGCAUGUCCUACAUACUUGAGAUGCUCCUCACCAACCGCAAGCCUGUGCUGUGCAUCGGACCCACGGGCACGGGCAAGACCCUCACCAUCUCUGACAAGCUCCUCAGGAACCUGCCCAUGGAGUACAUUAGCCACUUCCUCACCUUCUCAGCCCGCACCUCAGCCAACCAGACGCAGGACCUCAUCGACAGCAAGCUGGACAAGAGGCGUAAGGGAGUGUUUGGGCCACCCCUGGGGCGCAAUUUCAUCUUCUUUAUUGAUGACCUGAAUAUGCCAGCUCUGGAGACAUACGGGGCCCAGCCGCCUAUCGAGCUGCUUCGCCAGUGGAUGGACCACGGCGGUUGGUAUGACCGCAAGAUUAUCGGUAACUUCAAGAACUUGGUAGACAUCAACUUUGUGUGUGCCAUGGGCCCCCCGGGUGGCGGCAGGAACCCCAUCACCCCGCGACUCACGCGUCACUUCAACUACCUGUCCUUCACUGAGAUGGAGGACGUCAGCAAGAUGCGCAUCUUCUCCACCAUCCUCAACAGCUGGAUGAGUGGACACCUUGGAGAAAAGAGUUACCGGGAGCCUGUGCCUGGGGCCCCCACCAUCGCCCACUUGGCGAAUCCACUUGUGGAUGCCACCAUCAUGGUCUACUCCACCAUCAUCUCCCAGCUGCUGCCUACUCCGGCCAAGUCCCACUACACUUUCAACCUCCGCGACCUUUCCAAGGUGUUCCAGGGCAUGCUCAUGGCUGACCCAGCCAAGGUGGAGGACAAGGUGCAGCUGCUGCGACUGUGGUACCACGAAUCCUGCCGCGUGUUCCGUGACCGCCUGGUGGACGACGAGGACCGCAGCUGGUUUGACAAGCUACUGGAAUCCUGCAUGGAACGAUGGAAUGUGACCUUCCAGGAGGUUUGCCCCUUCCAGCCCAUCCUCUAUGGGGACUUCAUGUCUCCAGGCGCCGACAUCAAGACCUACGAGCUCAUCACUGAUGAGAAGAAGAUGAUGCAGGUGAUUGAGGAGUAUAUCGAGGACUACAACCAGAUCAACACGGCCAAGCUGAAGCUGGUGCUUUUCAUGGAUGCCAUGAGCCACGUGUGCCGUAUCAGCCGCACGCUGCGCCAGGCCCUGGGCAACGCGCUGCUGCUGGGCGUGGGGGGCAGUGGCCGUAGCUCCCUCACCCGGCUUGCUUCACACAUGGCCGAGUAUGAGUGCUUCCAGAUCGAACUCUCCAAGAACUACGGCAUGACCGAGUGGCGUGAAGACGUCAAGAAGGUCUUGCUCAAGGCUGGCCUGCAAAACCUGUCCAUCACUUUCCUGUUCUUAGACACCCAGAUCAAAAAUGAAUCCUUCCUGGAGGACAUCAACAAUGUCCUCAACUCAGGAGACAUCCCCAAUCUCUACUCCUUCGAUGAGCAGGACCAAAUUGUCACCACCAUGAGGCCUAUCAUUCAGGAGCAGGGCCUGCAGCCCACCAAGGCCAACCUUAUGGCUGCUUACACCAGCCGCGUGCGCAGCAACAUCCACAUGGUAUUGUGCAUGAGCCCCAUUGGAGAGAUCUUUCGAGCCCGUCUACGGCAGUUUCCCUCCUUGGUCAACUGCUGUACCAUCGACUGGUUUAACGAGUGGCCGGCGGAGGCUUUGGAGUCCGUGGCAUCCAUGUCCCUGCAUGAGAUCAUAGAGCUGGAGACCAACACCGAGCUAAUUAAAGGAAUGACUCAGGUUUGUGUGUUCAUCCACCAAUCAGUGGCCAAGAAAUGUAGUGUGUACUUGGCUGAACUGGCCCGCCACAACUAUGUGACCCCCAAGAGCUACCUGGAGCUGCUGAAUAUUUUCUCGGUCCUCAUUGGGCAAAAGAAACAAGAGCUGAAAACUGCCGUGCACCGCAUGAAGAGUGGCCUGGACAAGUUGCUUCGCACUGCUGAAGAUGUGGCCAAGAUGCAGGAGGAGCUGGAGAUCAUGCGUCCCCUGCUGGAAGAAGCUGCCAAGGACACCAUGCUCACCAUGGACCAGAUCAGGGAUGAUACAGCCCUUGCUGAGGAGACCCGAAAAUCAGUGCAGGCAGAGGAGAACAAGGCUAAUCUGAAGGCCAAGAAGGCUCAGGCUAUCGCCGACGAUGCCCAGAAGGAUCUGGAUGAGGCACUGCCCGCCCUGGACGCAGCCCUGGCCAGUCUUCGAAACCUCAACAAGAAUGAUGUGACUGAGGUGCGUGCCAUGCAGCGGCCACCUCCAGGUGUGAAGCUGGUCAUUGAAGCCAUGUGCAUCAUGAAAGGCAUUAAACCCAAGAAAAUUGCGGGGGAGAAGCCGGGCACAAAGGUGGACGACUACUGGGAGCCUGGAAAGGGGCUACUGCAGGAUCCGGGCCGCUUCCUCGAGAGCCUAUUCAAGUUUGACAAGGACAAUAUAGGGGAAGCAGUGAUCAAAGCCAUCCAGCCAUACAUUGACAACGAGGAGUUCCAGCCAGCCGCCAUCGCCAAGGUGUCUAAAGCCUGCACGUCCAUCUGCCAGUGGGUGCGCGCCAUGCACAAGUACCAUUUUGUGGCCAAGGCUGUGGAGCCCAAGCGGCAAGCCCUGUCAGAAGCCCAGGAUGACCUGGAAGUGACACAGAAGAUCCUGGAGGAAGCCAAGAUGCGCCUGCAAGAGGUGGAAGGUGGCAUCUCCACGCUGCAGGCCAAGUACCGCGAAUGCAUCACCAAGAAGGAGGAGCUGGAGCUCAAAUGCGAGCAGUGCGAGCAGCGGCUGAGACGGUCCGACAAGCUUAUCAAUGGCCUGUCAGAUGAGAAGGUGCGCUGGAAAGAGACUGUGGAGAACCUGGAGGACAUGCUGAACAACAUUAUUGGCAAUGUGCUGGUGGCUUCUGGCUUCGUGGCUUACCUGGGCCCCUUCACGGGCGAGUACCGCACAGUGCUCUUUGAGAGCUGGGUCCAGAAGCUCAAUACCUAUGAGGUCCCUCACAGCACCGAGCCGACGCUGAUUGGGACAUUGGGGAACCCGGUGAAGAUCCGCUCUUGGCAGAUCGCCGGCCUCCCCAAUGACACCCUGUCAGUGGAGAAUGGGGUCAUCAGCCAGUUCUCUCAACGCUGGACUCACUUCAUUGACCCCCAGGGACAGGCCAACAAAUGGAUCAAGAACUUGGAGAAGGACAGUGGGCUGGACGUAUUCAAGAUGAGUGACCGAGACUUCCUGCGCAGCUUGGAGAAUGCCAUCCGCUUUGGCAAGCCCUGCCUUCUGGAGAAUGUGGGUGAGGAGCUGGACCCGGCCCUGGAGCCGGUGCUGCUCAAACAGACAUACAAGCAGCAGGGAAACACCGUGAUGAAACUGGGGGACACAGUGAUCCCCUAUCACGAGGACUUCAGACUCUACAUCACCACCAAGCUGCCCAACCCACACUACACGCCUGAGGUCUUCACCAAGCUCACCCUCAUCAACUUUACCCUGUCGCCCAGUGGCCUGGAGGACCAGCUAUUGGGCCAAGUGGUGGCUGAGGAGCGGCCUGACCUAGAGGAAGCCAAGAACCAGCUGAUUGUGAGCAACGCCAAGAUGCACCAGGAACUGAAGGACAUUGAAGACCAGAUCCUGUACCGGCUCAGCUCUUCGGAGGGCAACCCCGUGGACGAUAUGGAGCUUAUCAAGGUGCUCGAAGCUUCCAAGGCAAAAGCUGCUGAGAUCCAGUCCAAGGUCAGGAUUGCAGAGAAGACAGAGAAGGACAUUGACCUCACGCGCAUGGAGUACAUCCCAGUGGCCGUCCGCACCCAGAUUCUCUUCUUCUGCGUGUCUGACCUGGCCAACGUGGACCCCAUGUACCAGUACUCCCUCGAGUGGUUUCUCAAUAUCUUCCUCUCAGGCAUUGCUAGCUCAGAGAGGGCAGACAACCUGAAGAAGCGCAUCGCCAACAUCAACCGCUACCUCACCUUCAGCCUCUACAGCAACGUCUGCCGCAGCCUCUUUGAGAAGCACAAGCUGAUGUUUGCCUUCCUGGUGUGUGUCCGCAUCAUGAUGAAUGAUGGCAAGAUCAAAAAGAGCGAGUGGCGCUACCUCCUGUCCGGGGGCUCCAUCCAGGAUGUCGAGAUGGAGAACCCUGCCCCAAGCUGGCUAUCAGACAGAACCUGGCGCGACAUUAUGAGCCUCUCCAGCCUGCCAACCUUUGCCAACCUCCCCAGUGACUUCGUGAAGCAUCUCUCAGAGUUCCAGGCCAUCUUUGACAGCCCUGAACCCCACCGGGAGCCUCUGCCAGGCAUCUGGGAUCAGUAUCUGGACCAGUUCCAGAAGCUUCUGGUACUCCGCUGUCUGCGUGGGGACAAAGUCACCAACGCCAUGCAGGACUUUGUGUCCUCCAACCUGGAGCCACGCUUCAUCGAACCACAGACGGCCAACCUGUCUGCCGUGUUCAAAGACUCCAAUGCUGUCACACCCCUCAUCUUUGUGCUCUCUCCUGGCACUGAUCCCGCCGCUGACCUCUACAAGUUUGCCGAGGAGAUGAAGUUCUCCAAGAAGCUCUCUGCCAUCUCCCUGGGCCAAGGCCAGGGACCUCGAGCAGAAGCCAUGAUGCGAAGCUCCAUCGAGAGGGGCAAGUGGGUCUUCUUUCAGAACUGCCACCUGGCUCCCAGCUGGAUGCCAGCCCUCGAGCGCCUCAUCGAACACAUCAACCCUGACAAGGUACACAGGGACUUCCGCCUCUGGCUCACGAGCCUGCCCAGCAACAAGUUUCCAGUGACCAUCCUGCAGAACAGCUCCAAGAUGACCAUCGAGCCACCACGUGGCGUUAAGGCCAACCUGCUCAAAUCCUACAGCAGCCUCAGCGACGACUUCCUCAACUCCUGUCACAAGGCGAUGGAGUUCAAGUCCUUGCUGCUGUCUCUAUGUCUCUUCCACGGGAAUGUGCUGGAGCGCCGGAAGUUCGGGCCACUGGGCUUCAAUAUCCCCUACGAGUUCACCGAUGGGGACCUUCGCAUCUGCAUCAGCCAGCUCAAGAUGUUCUUGGACGAGUACGACAGCAUUCCCUACAAGGUCCUCAAGUACACAGCAGGAGAGAUCAACUAUGGAGGCCGCGUCACUGACGACUGGGACCGCCGCUGCAUCAUGAAUAUCCUGGAGGACUACUACAGCCCCGCGGUCCUCUUCCCUGAACACACCUACAGUGCCUCAGGGGUCUACCACCAGAUCCAACCCACCUACGACCUUAACGGCUACCUGUCCUACAUCAAGGGUCUCCCACUCAACGACAUGCCUGAGAUCUUCGGCCUCCAUGACAAUGCCAACAUCACCUUUGCCCAGAAUGAGACUUCUGCUCUGUUUGGUACCAUCAUCCAGCUGCAACCCAAGACAUCCUCGGCGGGCAGCCAGGACCAGGAGGAGAUAGUACAGGAACUAGUCCGGAGCAUUCUGCUUAAGAUUCCUGAACCUAUCAACUUGCAGUCUGUGAUGGCCAAGUACCCGGUGCUGUAUGAGGAAUCCAUGAACACAGUGCUAGUCCAGGAGGUCAUCCGGUACAACCGGCUGCUGCAGGUGAUUUCCCAGUCAUCGCAAGACCUGCUUAAGGCCCUCAAGGGGCUGGUGGUCAUGUCCUCCAGGCUGGAGCUGAUGGCAGCCAGUCUAUACAACAACAGCGUGCCUGAGCUCUGGAAAGCUAAGGCUUACCCAUCGCUCAAGCCUCUGUCCUCCUGGGUCAUAGACCUGCUCCAGCGCCUGGACUUCCUGAAUCUCUGGAUAAACGGGGGCAUCCCAGCCACCUUCUGGAUCAGCGGCUUCUUCUUCCCCCAGGCUUUCCUGACAGGCACCCUGCAGAAUUUUGCUCGCAAAAAUGUCAUCUCUAUCGACACCAUCUCCUUCGAUUUCAAGGUAGUGAAAACUCCUGUAGCACAGAUUACAACAAGGCCCCAAGAAGGCUGCUUCAUCCACGGGCUGUUCCUGGAAGGUGCCCGCUGGGACCCUGUGGCCUUCCAACUGGCUGAGUCUCGGCCCAAAGAGCUCUAUACAGAGAUGGCCGUUAUCUGGCUCCUGCCGGUGGCCCAUCGCAAGGCCCAAGACCAGGACUUCUACCUGUGCCCCAUCUAUAAGACACUGACCCGAGCUGGAACACUCUCCACCACAGGCCACUCCACCAACUAUGUCAUCGCGGUGGAAAUCCCCACCGACCAGCCCCAGCGACACUGGAUAAAGCGUGGGGUGGCCCUCAUCUGUGCCCUGGACUACUGAUUUACAGGGCUGGGCCAUUAAAGUUGUUGAAGCAGU